Molecule: messenger RNA, 363 nt
Organism: Paramecium tetraurelia
Lineage: Eukaryota; Ciliophora; Oligohymenophorea; Peniculida; Parameciidae
Exons: 2
Source: RefSeq, a predicted model, not a curated record
AUGGAAUAUUAUACAGAUAUUCAAAAUGAGCUAAAACAAAAAUAUAAUCAGCACUAUAAUCUAUAUUAGAAAUAAUAAUUGGAACGCAAGAUACUUUGCUAUAAAAAUAAUAGUGAAGACCCUCUUAAGUAUCAACAAUGCAUUGAAGAUUUGAAUACAAGAAUGAAUAUGAAUUCCACUACACUUAGAAAUAGAUUCAAUCAAAUAGAAAUAGAUGAUAAAGAUUGUUAAGGUAAAUGCUAUGAUGACUCUAAAUGCAUUUAACGAUGUGAAGAAUAAUCAAGAAAAAAAGCAAUUUAAUUAUAAGAAUAAUUUUAUAAAUUAAUGUUAUAAGAAAAUCCAGAAUACAAAAAAUUGUAAUGA